AUGAAGAAUGGCGGCGGAUUUCAACUAAUCUUGAGCUUUAAGUAAGAAUUCAGAGCCUUUGCCCAAGAUUGUCCAUACAAUCGAGACUCAUCGUAUUUACCUCAAUUUCCUUUCAGAAACGCCGAAAACAAUGAAAAUGUGGUGUUCAAACAAGACGGACAGAGGUUCGGCACUUCGCAACGGACGCUGAAACUUUUUUCAAACGCCAAAUACAAGAUACAUAUCACUGCGAAGCCCGGAGGCGAUUUUCAGUAAGAUUGUGCUAUGAUUUGACGAAUACAAAGAGCUCAAUUCUGCAUCGUAUUUUUCAAUACAUUAAAUUUCAGUAAUCUCCAUUGUGGCGGUUCGGAUCUCGAGUUGAUUCCUGAUGCUCCGGAUUCGGGAGAGUACACAGCCCUUUGGAAUACGACAGGAAUCGACCCGAAUAAGAAAGGAGAACGGCAGGAUCUUCUGUUCGUUUUAUCGGUAAGAGUUUUUGUGGUACCUUUGCAACAGAAUGGUUAACUAAACGCAGCGUACAAAUUGUGUUUUUUAGUAGGGUCUCUAUUUUCACAGAUACCAUAAAGGCCCUUAUAUAUGACUGGAAAUUUCAAUGUCAUACACCGAGAGAUUCAUUUUCAGGGCCCAGCCGGAUCACUCCGGAAACAACUCCAAACCAAAUUCUACAACCGAGGCGACAGUCACGCCGAAUGGGGCCAUAAACUAGAGCAACUGAUAUGGAGUUGUGCUGUAGAUGCGACUGGGACGAUAACAGUGGUCGAUGAACAGAGUUUGUAA
This is a messenger RNA of Bursaphelenchus xylophilus (pine wood nematode), 777 nucleotides long. The record is from the annotation of a GenBank genome assembly. NCBI's taxonomy places the organism in Eukaryota, Metazoa, Nematoda, Chromadorea, Rhabditida, Aphelenchoididae.